Molecule: messenger RNA, 1269 nt
Organism: Adineta ricciae
Lineage: Eukaryota; Metazoa; Rotifera; Eurotatoria; Adinetida; Adinetidae
Source: the annotation of a GenBank genome assembly
AUGAUCGAGUGCCGAUCGAAUAUUUUCUUCAAUUCUACGUCUUCAUACUACGUUAGUCUCAUCAUCACGACAUCGAACUAUUCUAUCGAUCAUUUCUUUUCUCGUUCAACCAUGUGUAUCAAUAAUUCGAUAUCGUUUUCAUCUAUCUUUAUGACUGAUUUCCCAUCGUAUGGUUUAAUUGGCUUACUCGUCAUUGGUUUGCUCCUUUAUUUAGCCUAUGUCAUAUUCUAUGUACGAAAUUAUCAUCAUCAUUCGUCAACAACGAUUUAUAUUCAUAUCUCCCAACUAUCACUUCUAUUCGUUUUAUUGUCUUCGAUGACAUUUUUAUUUCGUCCUACAGCAUCAAGAAAUUUGAUCUGUACAAUUCAAUCACUUUCAUUGCAAAUAUUUCCUUUUUUUCUCUUACUUGGUUUUAAUAUUCAUUUUUCACAUCAAUGGUUCUACAAAAUGGCAAAUUCGUCAACAAAAAAACCCUGUUUAAUAUCGUUAAGUUCACUUCUCUUAUUUCUUCUUGUCAUCCUAAUUCAAGCCGGCAUUCUCAUUAUUUGGUUCUACAAUUAUCAUAAUUACGAAGACAUAUUUGAUCAAUGCUCGAAUGAAUGUUCACGACCAUUAUAUCUUUGUUCUUUAUCAUUGAAUUUCUUCUUAUUAUUUCUCUUUUCAUUUCAAUCAAGCAUACGGUAUCAUUUAUAUAGUUACCGAAAUGAUCUUAUCUAUUUACUAACGAGUCUUCUUGCUCUGUGUGUAACGAUUACAUGGAUAUGUUUAUAUCUAUUUAGUUCUUUACGAUCAUUAUUAACAUUUUACAUGAAUAAUAAUUCGAUACUUGCGUAUGGAAAUUUAUUCUUUGUUUACACAUUUCUUGGACCGUUUUUAUACGAAGAACUUUUCCUAGAAAAAAUUUGUCCGACAAAAGGACAUGUACACAAUAAGUCUAGUAGAGCGACAUUCAAAUGUUUAUCCUUGACUAAAGAGCAACAGCGUGUAUUCAUGGCUGCGUAUAUUAAACGCAAUUUAACGGCGUCUUGUGAAAAUCUUACCUCGAUAACAAUUUCAUCGCCCAUACCAGUAACGAAGCAGAUCAAUUCUCGAACAUGUCAUUCCACCUUAAGUGCAGAUAGUUUAUGUCCAACGUUGGUGAGCACUGUGUCACAAGAUGUACCGCCAAAAGUUUUACCAACAGAUACAUCAAACUGUGGCACAUUAACAAACGAAUAUUUACUUUUGUCCACUACAGUACUUCCCAAUAGUGAGGUGAAAUCAAAAUGA